This is a messenger RNA of Pseudomassariella vexata, 687 nucleotides long. RefSeq names its product imidazoleglycerol-phosphate dehydratase. Gene Ontology annotation, biological process: L-histidine biosynthetic process. Gene Ontology annotation, molecular function: imidazoleglycerol-phosphate dehydratase activity. Lineage: Eukaryota; Fungi; Ascomycota; Sordariomycetes; Amphisphaeriales; Pseudomassariaceae. The transcript is spliced from 2 exons. The record is from RefSeq and is a predicted model, not a curated record. The coding region runs from base 1 to 687 and encodes 228 amino acids.
AUGGGUUCCGACACAGUUAGCCCGCGCUGGGCAGCCUUCGCCCGCGACACCAAUGAAACUAAGAUCCAACUGGCCAUAAACCUCGACGGCGGCAAGUUCCCCCCGGAGACAGAUCCUCGCUUGAUUUCCCAUGUUGAAGCACACGCAAGCCAGGCGAGCAAAUCGCAAUCCAUAAGCGUCAAUACGGGGAUCGGAUUCCUUGACCAUAUGCUGCACGCACUUGCAAAACACGCAGGCUGGAGUCUGGCAUUAGCAUGCAAAGGCGACCUUCACAUCGAUGACCAUCACACCGCCGAGGAUUGCUGUAUAGCCCUCGGCUAUGCCUUCGCGCAAGCCCUGGGCUCUGCAACGGGUCUCGCCCGCUUCGGAUCCGCAUACGCCCCGCUCGACGAGGCCCUUAGCCGCGCCGUGGUCGACCUCUCGAACAGGCCUUAUAGCGUGAUUGAGCUUGGGCUUAAGCGAGAAAAGGUUGGCGAUCUUAGCUGUGAGAUGAUCCCUCACUGCAUGCAAUCGUUUGCGCAGGCGUCGCGCGUCACAAUGCAUGUCGACUGCAUUCGUGGGUUUAAUGACCAUCAUCGUGCCGAGAGCGCGUUCAAGGCGCUCGCUAUAGCCAUUCGCUUAGCUACGAGCAGAGUAGAAGGUAAAGAGGGUGAAGUCCCCAGUACGAAGGGCACGUUGAGUGUAUAG